Messenger RNA from Nicotiana attenuata, 3297 nucleotides. RefSeq lists its product as uncharacterized. Gene Ontology annotation, molecular function: catalytic activity. NCBI's taxonomy places the organism in Eukaryota, Viridiplantae, Streptophyta, Magnoliopsida, Solanales, Solanaceae. The record is from RefSeq and is a predicted model, not a curated record. The transcript has 4 exons. The coding region runs from base 1 to 3297 and encodes 1098 amino acids.
AUGGGGCCUCGGGGGCCUGGGAUACUAUUCGAGCCGCGGAAGUGGAAGAGGGAGGACAGCCCUGGCACCGUCGGUGCGGACUUUUUGACGCACUUGCGCGACCGCAGGUGCGAGAUCAGUGGCUGCAGUACCAAUUUGGGUAAAGCUGCCAAACCUGCCUUUGAGUUGCUGAGUGCAAAAGCAUUGAGUAAAAUUGGAAGUGUCCUAAGCCAACCCAUAUAUGCAGAUGCUUGCACUUCAAAUAUUGACAGAAUUUCCUAUGCAAGAAUAUUAGCGGAGGUAGAUGUUACUAAGGAGCUACCAAAGAACAUCAAAGUGAAAGACCCCAAAGGUAGAGUAAUAGUGCAAGAAGUAUGGUAUGACUGGAAGCCCAGCUAUUGUGCAAAGUGUAUGAGGAUAGGGCAUAAUUGCCAACAACAGCAGCAGGUCUACACAACACCAGACAGGAAGCAAGAACAACAACAACACAAAGCACCAGUUAAGCAAAGGACUGAAUGGAAGCCAGUUAACACAAGAGCAGGAAACCAAAGCCAACAGCACCAGGAAAUGAUUGCAAGAGCAAAUGUGCAGGGACAAGAAAAUGCUAAAGGUGAAGCAACUGAUGAACAAUGGCAGCAAGUUAAAAGCAAAUCAGCAGCUAAAGGACAAAAAAUAUUUGUUCCUGAGAAUCAAAUACAAGUGGUGAAUGGCUUUAGCAGUUUAAGAGAUACAAACCAGGAGCAAGCUAUCAAGAGGAAUACAGAAUGCAGCACAAGUAGAGGAGGGAUGGCAGACGAGCACAAGGAGCUAAAGGAGUUUGUGAAGACUAAUAAAGUAGAAAUUAUAGCUAUAUAUGAACAUAGAGUAAGUGAAGCAAAAGCUGAGAAGAUAAUUACAAAAAUAUUACCUGGAUGGAAAUGGUGCCACAAUGUAUCCAAUACUUGUAAAGGAAGAAUAUGGGUGCUGUGGAAUCCAAAUAUAGUUCAGUUCACAAUGACAGGAAGUUAUGCACAGCUGAUACAUGGGACUGUGAAGAACUUUAAAAGUAUUAUAGAAUUCCAAUUCUCUACAAUAUAUGGUCUACAUAAUAUAAAUGAUAGGAAGGAAUUAUGGGAGAUGAUAAGGAUCAUUGAGAAACAAGUUAAAGAGCCAUGGUUAUUGAUGGGAGAUUUCAACUCAAUUUUUGGAGAUGAAGACAGAAUGCAAGGCAGGGAUGUACUGGAUAGUGAAACAAAAGAUUUUAGAGAAGUGGUUGAGGAAUGCAACUUAGCUGAACUACCCACAAUAGGCAGAUCGUAUACAUGGACAAAUAGCCAUGUUUUUAGUAGGAUUGAUAGAGCCUUGGUGAAUGAUAAAUGGAUACUAAAUAUGCCUUCUCGACAAGUGCAUGUCAUGAACCCUGGUUUCUCAUAUCAUUCCCCCUUGGGUAUGGAAACAAGUGUGGAAAGUGAUAAUAAGAGAAGGCCUUUCAAGUUCUAUAACUGUAUGGUAGAUCACCCUGACUUUAGACAUAUUGUGGAAUCUAAUUGGAAAUGGAAAGCAGGGACAAUGGAAGACAUAUGGAAGAAUCUGAAGCAUGUCAAAGCAGCUCUUAAACAACUAAAUAACAAAGAGUUCAUGAAUGUUAAGCUGAAGAUAAAGAGUAUAAGAGACAAACUACAAGAAGUACAAGGCAGAAUGAAAGAUCAUAAUGCACCAUCAAGGCUAUUUGAAGUGGAGAAAGUGAUGAUUCAACAACUGAAGAAGUGGGAUAAAAUUGAGGAAGCAAUAUACAAACAGAAGUCAAGAAUACAAUGGCUACAGCUGGGGGACUCAAAUACUGCUUACUUCUUUGCAAGCAUGAAAGGAAGGAAGGCUCGGAAUCAAAUCACAAAGCUUAUUGAUAGUAAGGGUAAUACCUUAACAAACUGUCAAGAGAUUGAAAAUGAAAUUGUCAACUUUUACAAAAACCUACUGGGUUCAACAUGUGGAAACAUACCUGCCAUACACCAUGGGAAGAUAAGGAAGGGGCCAAUGUUAAGCAGGAAGCAACAGUUGGGACUCAUAGCUCUUUUUAACAAGGAGGAUGUAUAUGAAGCUCUCAAGAGUAUUGAUGAUAUGAAGGCACCUGGGGGAGAUGGGUUUAAUGCAUGUUUUUUCAAAAAGACUUGGAGUAUGAAUGGAGAUGAAAUAGCAAAGGCAGUUCUACAGUUCUUUAGCACUGGGAAAAUGUUCAAGCCAAUAAAUUGCACAGCUGUUACUCUCAUUCCCAAAGUAAAGAACCCAACUUCCAUUAAAGAAUACAGACCAAUUUCUUGUUGUACUACCUUAUACAAAAUUAUAUCCAAAAUGUUGACAGGUAGGUUGAGGAGGGUCAUGAACACACUGGUAGAUGGAAGUCAGGCAGCUUUUGUUCCUGGGAGAGGAUUGGUGGAUAAUAUACUGCUCAGUCAUGAACUAAUAAAAGGAUAUGGAAGGAAGGGAGUCUCACCUAGAUGCAUGAUCAAGAUAGACAUGCAGAAGGCAUAUGACUCAUUGGAAUGGAUCUAUUUGGAGCAGAUUUUUCCCUUACCAAAGAAGAUCAUUCAGCAGGUGGAAGCAAUAUGCAGGAAAUUCCUAUGGACUGGUGACACCAACUCAAGCAAGAAGGCUUUAGUGGCAUGGGACAAGCUGUGCAGACCUAAAACUAAAGGAGGACUAAAUGUCACAGACCUCAAUACAUGGAACCGGGCAGCUUUGUUGAAACAUCUAUGGAACAUAGGUAAGAAAAAAGAUAAGCUAUGGAUUAAAUGGGUGCAUGCAUAUUAUAUAAAAGGAAGGAAACCAUGGGAAGUUGAUGCAAAACAGGCUUCCUGGAUCAUAAGGAAGAUCUUGCAAGUAGGGAAAUACAUGACUGACGCAGGAUUGGACACUAAAAGGGCAAUGCAAGCUGAUUCAUUUACCAUUAGAGAAAUGUAUAAGCAACUAAGAGGGGAAUUCCUGAAGGUGAACUGGAGUCGAAUGUUGUGCAACAACAGAAGCAGUCCAAAAUGGAAAUUUAUCUUGUAUUUGGCAGUACAGGGGAAAUUAUACACAAAAGAUAGACUGAUAGGAUGGGGAAUGCAAGUUAGCCCAGAAUGUCCACUAAGUGAACAUGAGAUGGAAAAUCAUAGCCACAUAUUCUUUACUUGCAGCUUCUCAGAAGACAUUUGGAUAAGGUUACUGAAGUGGAUGGCAAUUAACAGAGAACCAACAAGCUGGGAUGAGGAGAUCAAAUGGGCAGCAGAACAGGUGAAAGGUAAUGGAUUCAAAACCAUGCUGUACAGACUGUGCAUGAUAGGAGCAGUGUAUCAUAUAUGA